Messenger RNA from Lotus japonicus, 825 nucleotides. RefSeq names its product indole-3-acetic acid-induced protein ARG7-like. Lineage: Eukaryota; Viridiplantae; Streptophyta; Magnoliopsida; Fabales; Fabaceae. Gene Ontology annotation, biological process: response to auxin. The coding region runs from base 185 to 538 and encodes 117 amino acids. The transcript has a single exon. The record is from RefSeq and is a predicted model, not a curated record.
AGCCAUAUAUUUUAUUUGUAUUGCCAUAAGCUUAGAAUCAUGUCAACCAUUGAAUGAUCUUGAAAGUUGUACUACCCGUACCUCAAUUAUAUAAACCUUUUCAUCUUCCAAGUACUCUAAGUACUUUUUCUCUAGUUCUCUAUAUCUCUCUAUCUAUUUCAAGUUCAGCACCUAGCCAGGAACUAUGAAGGGGAAGAUAGUGAGAGAGUGUCUUAACAAGUGGAAGAAAAUGGGAACUAGAGUGAUACCUUGUGCUUCCUUUGAUUAUUGCUGUCAAUGGGCUUUGUGGUCUUCCAUGCAUGAAAGCUGCUGCAAUAUCCCUGAUGAUGUCCCAAAGGGUCACUUGGUUGUCUAUGUAGGAGAGAAUCACAAGAGAUUUGUCAUCAAGAUUACAUUACUCAACCAUCCACUCUUCAAGGCCUUGCUGGAUCAAGCUAAGGAUGAAUAUGAUUUCAUUGCUGAAGCAAAACUCUGUAUUCCUUGCAAUGAACAUCUUUUCCUCAGUGUCCUUCGCUGUGCAAGCUAUCCGCAUAAGUGACAGGGUGUUUGUGUGUAGAGUUUUAGUGUGUUUGGAUGCUGGUUAAAUACAACGUGAACGGACUUUCAGUUUAGUUCAUAAGAAUAGCACUGAUCACUUUCCUGUCUUGAAGUGCGUAUGAAAGUCCGUUCACAUUGAUGUAAAUGCAAUCCAAACACAACUUUAAUCAUUAGGUCAUACCCUUCAAUUUCUAACAACUAUGUUAAUAUGUAGAUUGAGGCAUUGAGGCAUAUUGUAUUGUAGCUCCCCAAUUUGAAUCAAUUCAGGAACAGCUUCCGAUUAUGUUU